Pseudo-nitzschia multistriata is the source of this 1725-nucleotide messenger RNA. Lineage: Eukaryota; Bacillariophyta; Bacillariophyceae; Bacillariales; Bacillariaceae. The record is from the annotation of a GenBank genome assembly.
CCAAUGCAAUAGUUUCACGUGUCGAUUUGCCGACUGUCGUAUGUAAUAUGUAAGGUACGUAAAACGGACACUCACGACUCAAACAUGAUGUCAAAGUGUGAGACUAAACAACACUUUUUUCUUUUUUUUCCUUUUCACCACACCGUACUACUCGUAGUAGCUCGCACCGGUUCCUCCUGAUUUGUACCCGUACUAGCACGACCAAAUCACUGUAUCCUCACUGCACUAUGAUUAUCACUUUAGUCUCUCUCGAAGAACAUGGGCUAGCCGUGCUCUCUGCUUCGUCGAUGCAUUCUGAAUUUGUUACGGAAACAAAAAUAAAAGGCCCAAUCUGCAAAAUCAACGACGCAGUCGACCGACACAACAGCACCAUGCAAGACAAAGAAAGAAUAUACGAAUCGUUCGAGGAGGAAUUUUCCGACAUCAAUACUAUCACUGUUGGAAUUCCAAAACAAAACAGGAAGGAAUUUCUAGAGCUUGCCUUGAGAACACAGCCAUCGGAAGUACAAAUGAACCAAUGGAUUGCCUUGGUUUCCGUUCUUUUCCAGAUAGAUGUCGUCGAUCUUGUCAAUGGGGACGAACAAUUAGAUACCAUCAUAGAUAAUGAGACAUUCUUUGAGACUGACGAGAACGGCAUGGUUACAAUCUUGCGUUUUCAUAACGACAGCCCUAGGGCAUUCAUCGAUGUCCCCAUGGACAUCGUUCAUUUCAAGAGUCUUACGACCCUCGUAUUGCAGAACCCCCGUACCAUUCCAAUCCAACAACUGUCUGAAUUGAUGGAGUUGGAAGACCUUGUCUUGUGGGGAGUUUUGUCAGAAACAUCCGUCGAUUCUACAGAGGGGUUUCGGCCUCUUUGCGUGAAAAAUCUGAAUCUCAAUGGGUCGAACGCAUCCGAGUCGCUCUUGGAAUGGGUAGGGGAAGCCCUACCGGAUGUGAAAACUCUUGCACUGGGAAGCUGGUUGGAGAAUGACGACGUCGAUCGCUGGCUGCAUGUUUUGAAAACAAGCGAGAACCUACAGAAACUAGAAACCCUGGAGUUCGAAGGAAGACGACACGGUUUGACCAACACCGCUCUGGGCGUUCUAUUCCUCGAGGCACUGCCGCGAUUUCGACGACUGCGAACGCUUUGUUUGGGCAACUCCCUGGACUACGGGGGCUUCCGUUGCCUGAAUGCCAAGCUCGGCGAACGGCAUCUCCCGAUCUCGAUACCGCUUCGCACUAUAAAAUGGACGGACGACUUGGUCUUUGUGCGAGCCGGUACCACGUACGAGUACACCUUUCUCGAGACAGAGGCGAUCCGGCUCGGGCGCGACGCCCCGAACGGCGUGGUCCGGGAGGUCGCGGGGUUCCUCCGACACCUCGACACCAUUACGGGGUUGGAAGCAACGAUGGGCCACCUUGUCCACCCCGCGAUCGAGGCCGAGCUGUCCCGAAACCGUGCGGGGCGACACUGGAUCGAACGCGCGAGCGGGGUGGCCCCCGGCGAUGGUGCUGCCCCUGCGCUGCUGCCCCUCGUUCUGGCUUUGUCGUCUGGGGCACCGGAUCCCGACGGUCUUUUCUACGCGGUGCGCAGCUUGUUGCCACCGCUUGCUCCGGCACUGGGCGGUCCAAAAGAACCGAUUUUUGCGGGUUGCAAUGCAUCUGGUAAGAAACGUGCACUUUCUAUGCGAAUAGCGGCAUUCUGCCAAGCAAAAAAAUAAAUAAUCUAUAAGUUACGCAACUUUG